Molecule: messenger RNA, 1101 nt
Organism: Gekko japonicus
Lineage: Eukaryota; Metazoa; Chordata; Lepidosauria; Squamata; Gekkonidae
Gene: MAPK13
Product: mitogen-activated protein kinase 13
Exons: 9
Coding region: 5-784 (259 amino acids)
Biological process (GO): protein phosphorylation; intracellular signal transduction
Cellular component (GO): nucleus; cytoplasm
Molecular function (GO): MAP kinase activity; ATP binding
Source: RefSeq, a predicted model, not a curated record
GGUGAUGCCUUACAUGCAAACCGAUUUACAAAAGAUUAUGGGACAUCAAUUCAGUGAUGAAAAGAUCCAGUAUCUAAUCUACCAGGUGCUGAAAGGGUUGAAGUAUAUUCAUUCUGCUGGAAUCAUUCACAGGGACCUGAAACCUGGCAAUUUGGCAGUGAAUGAAGACUGUGAACUAAAGAUCUUGGACUUCGGAUUGGCAAGGCAUGCUGACUCAGAAAUGACAGGCUAUGUGGUGACUCGUUGGUACCGAGCGCCUGAAGUGAUUCUUAAUUGGAUGCAUUACAACCAGAAUGUGGAUGUCUGGUCUGUUGGCUGUAUCAUGGCAGAAAUGCUGACUGGAAAAACUCUGUUUAAGGGCAAAGACUAUCUAGAUCAGCUGACUCAGAUCCUGAAGGUGACAGGAAGCCCUAGUGAAGAGUUUGUCCAGAAGCUGGAAGACAAAGCAGCUAAAAGCUAUAUACAGACUCUCCCCAAGAUUCAAAAAAUGGAUUUAUCUCUUCUUUUCCCCAGAGCCAGUCCUUUAGCAGUGGACUUGCUUGACAAGAUGUUGCAGCUGGAUGUGGAAAGGCGUCCCACAGCCACGCAAGCUCUGGCCCACCCAUAUUUUGACCGGUUCAGAGAUAUUGAGGAAGAGACAGAAGCACAACACUCCUAUGAUGAUUCUCUGGAGGGUGAAAAGCUUACAAUAAAUGAAUGGAAAAGGCAUACUUUCAGUGAAAUACUUUCAUUCAGCCCAAUUGUAAGGAAAGACUCCAAAAGAAGAAGUGGUAUGACGUUGUAGGCUUGGGCAUGUCCAGUGUGAGACACCCUUUGCAUGAAUGAAUGUUAAUCGGUGUCUUGAACCCAGCAAGCAACAGAUAUUCACUAACAUGAAAAGGUCUACAAUGUGGGGAACGCAAGGACACUGAGCACAUAGAGUUCAACCUUCACGUGAAAGCCAGAACUGUACCAGGAACAUCUUUCAAUGCCAGUAAUGAAUAUGCUUCUCAUUAAAGCCCUUUGUGAUAGAACUGCGGCCUCCUGGCUACUUCCUUCUGUAUAUAUCUCGUAGCUGAUUCUCUACCUGUUUAAAAAAGCUCUGAUGCAGCUUCCAGUCUU